AUGGCGAUAUGGCCCUUUAAUCGCAAGAGCAAGCGGCACACCAUCCAAGUGACCGGUGCCGAAGCUGCUGACCUUCGCUCCGCCUUUGCUGAUCCGAUGAUGGAGCCUACCCUGGGCCGCAAACCAUCCAAACGCCAUAGCAACCGCACGACACGGACGGAUGCUGCAGACAGCCGGCGCAGCUCGGCCCUCGUGCCGUCGAAUCGACCUAUCUCAUCGUUAGACCGCCCUGCUUCCAUUGCCGAUCAUCCACGGAACGCGCCACGCGACCCUGCGAUCUCGAGAACAGCUUCGCUGCUGAGGCGGAAGCCAAGCCAAAAUGCAAAUGCAAAUGUCCCGAAUAAGCUACGACGGAAGCUGAGCAAGCGGAAGGCAAAUGAGAUCAUGCGCGAGCGUGAGAUUCGUAUGCUCUCGUCGACCCCUCCCAUCGAUAUUCCCCAUCGUCCGACUCUUAGCAGCGGGGACCAUGUACUGGAAAGUCGCCGCCGAAAGGCAAAUGGUAGACGUGCCGACCGGUACAUGUCUGACAUCAGCCUCAGCAUCCGUGACUCCGCCUCCUCUAGGUCUGACAUCUCUGACCCAUACACCUAUAAGGUCAACGCUUUUGCUGCCCUGACUCCACGCCCUGUUGUUCGUUACGUCGAAGCCCCUCGCCUCCAACCCGACAGAAGUACCAACCCGUCUGCUUCCAGCCGACAUGACAAAGAGAGGCUCCAGGCCCUGAACAUGUCCGAGGAAGAUUUCUACUAUUCCAAACGACGAGUAAAUGAACUCGCUGAUUCAUUAGAUGCUGGGGCUUUGAGAGAAUUGCUUGACCGGGACCGUCGCCGCCGGGAGAAGAAGCAGGUCGUCGACCAGGAAAGACUUCGACGUAAGCUGCAGGAGAGGGCUGAUGCUCAGCAAGCGGAGGAACGAAGACUCCAGGCCGCUGUUGAGGCCGCUACCGAGGCCGAAAUUGCUCAUCCCGAGCCUUUCGUCGCUGAGGUCACUGAACCCGAGGACGUUCUCCCGAACGAGGAAACCACCGCCCCUCAAGUUGAUAAACCGACGGUCAUCGCACCGGAGAAUGAAUCGUGGCUGCUGGGGGCUUCCAAGAGCAGUGAGCACACCGGACGCGAAUCGCGGGAAAGUUCUCGCGUAGUUGACGAUAGUUCUAUUCGUGAACGGAGAUUGGUUCAGCGUCCUAGUUUCGCCAUGUCACAUGACAUCACCAUGUCCCGAACUACUCUUUCCCCAUCUCAUUCAUCAAUUCGCCAUGGGCUCAAUUCCCCGAGCCAUUCACAAGUCGGUGGACCCGGCUCCACAUCGGACGUCUCAAGGGGGGUUGAUUCAGAACGUCGACUUUCCGACACCAGCGGCCGCCGGGGGAAUACCAUUACUUCGCUGUUCAGACGUGGUUCUUCUCGUCUCAAGCGGACAUACAAGGAGCGAUUCCACGACACUACCCCUGAAGUUUCCAACGCCUCGCAUGAAUCUUUCUACAAGAUUCAGACCCAAUCAUCCCCUCCUCAGCCCUCGGUCAUCCCUCCGAGAAUUCUAAUGCCCACUGGAACCGUGAAGCGCUCUCAAUCCAAGUUCACUGAACACUUCGGCGAUGAACCACUGUCGCCUCCUGACUCGCGCCUACAGUCGCCAGAUAUCCCGGAGGAAGUGCUAGAGUCCUCUCUCGAGAAUGACGCGACUUUCCUGCGUGAACCAAGCCCUAGUCCCGGUGUGGACAUUAAAAACCCGAACCGAAGUCAUCAUCGGUCGUGGGCUUCAGAUAGUAUGGACCUCGAGGCCGAUAAUGUGCCACUUUCCCAAUCUCUAGCUUCAAUUGACUCCGAGGGAUCUUGGAUGUCAGGCCAGUUUUUCCGUCGCAUGUCACAAAAGCCCAGCAGUCCUGUUCGAUCCAAUUUGACCUCAUUUGGCCGAGACUCGGUAGAGGUCCCGGCAGAUGCUUCCGAAGAAGUUGAAUCACUGGAUGAGUCCCACCGUCUUAGCACAAAUAUCCUUCGCGAUCCAGAGUUCGAACCGGAAGCCUCUGACAGUCCGGCAAACAUUGUCGCUGAAAAAUGGCACAGUGAGGUCGGCCGCCGCCCUGUUCUAGUGAACCCAGUGGUCCGUCCCAAGUCUACACAAGGACUGCUCAGAGGGUUCUCUUCAUUGACCCCCAUCUCUGCAGAGGAAGAUUACAUUGUGGAAGAGACAACUCCUUCCGGGUUGCAGCGGAUUCCCAGCGAGGAACUCAGGAUUGGUUAUGCCGAAUAG
Messenger RNA from Penicillium roqueforti, 2250 nucleotides. RefSeq lists its product as uncharacterized. The coding region runs from base 1 to 2250 and encodes 749 amino acids. The record is from RefSeq and is a predicted model, not a curated record. The transcript has a single exon. Lineage: Eukaryota; Fungi; Ascomycota; Eurotiomycetes; Eurotiales; Aspergillaceae.